Molecule: messenger RNA, 1520 nt
Organism: Rhododendron vialii
Lineage: Eukaryota; Viridiplantae; Streptophyta; Magnoliopsida; Ericales; Ericaceae
Exons: 6
Coding region: 289-1233 (314 amino acids)
Molecular function (GO): protein binding
Source: RefSeq, a predicted model, not a curated record
AAUGUGGUGACAGGGGCCAAGUAACCAUGAAGAACCAGAUGCUUUCUGCAAGGCUAUAUCUAAUGUUGCUAAUUUUCAAUUCAAAGCAAACAUUUGCAAGACCAACAAGCAGGGAAUGGAUGCUGCUUUGUCUCGAGGACAAUCACCAGUCCCCAACUCAGAAAAGGAUAAAUCUAUGAAAGACAUUGGAAUCAAAGCCAUUUCCCUUUUUGUCUUAUAAAUUUGAACGCGCCACAAGAUCAUGGUUUAUAUCUGUAGCUAUAAAAAUUCUUCAGAGUAUAUCUUGCCAUGGGAGAUCUUAUCUUUGAUGACCAAGAUGUGGUUUCAAGAUUAACUUCAGAUGCGCCACCAACACACUAUACUGUCAAGAUUCAGUUAUUUUCAUUACUAACAGCAAACAAUAUAGAGAGAUACGACUCUGGUGAUUUUGAAGCUGGAGGCUACAAAUGGAAAUUAGCCAUCUGUCCAAAUGGAAACAAAAGCAAAAACAUUAAAGAUCACCUCUCUGUUUACUUGGUAAUGUCGGAAGCAAAUUUGCUGAAACCUGGCUGGGAGGUCCAUGCUGUUUUCCGACUGUUCCUGCUUGAUCAAAACAAGGACAACUACUUAAUACUUCAAGAUACAUCGGGAAAGAGAAACCGGUUUCAUGGAAUGAAGAUGGAAUGCGGUUUUGACCAGUUCAUCCCUCUCAAAACAUUUACCAAUAUUGGCAACGGGUAUCUUGUCAAUGACACUUGCAUCUUUGGGGCAGAGGUCUUCAUCAGCAAGGAGGGAACUACAGGCAAAGGAGAGUCUUUGUCGAUGGUUAAGGAUGCCAUUACUUACAAGCAGCAAUGCAAAAUUGAGAACUUCUCAAAGUUGAAUGUGGAGUGCUAUGAUUCCAAGGAAUUCAACGCUGGAGAUCAUAAAUGGAAGAUACAAGUAUAUCCCAAGGGAAAAGGCAGUGGUGCUGGUACCCAUAUAUCUCUGUAUCUAGCUCUGGCUGAUACUUCUACGCUUCCUCCAAAUUCUAAAAUAUAUGUAGAGCUUAAAUUGCGCAUAGUGGACCAGAUAAAUGCUAAGGAUUACUCCGGUAAAGCAACUUACUGGUUCAGUGCUUCAAGGAAGGAAUGCGGUGGGAGCAGAUUUACCACACUCACUCAUUUCAAUCAGCCUGGCAUGGGUCUUUUGGUGAAGGAUACUUGCCUGGUGGAAGCGGAGCUCACUAUCCACGGGGUGGCUAGCCCUGUGUAAGGAAGCGUUUUGCUCUAACAGAACUGGGGUGUAGAUAUUGGUGUAGACUUUAAAAAGACAUACCAACCAUACACAGAUCCAACUUACAUUCUGCUAUGAGAAAGUUCUUUAUCUUUCAGUUAUUACAGUUAUAAUACAUUCUGUAUGAUACCAUAGUUAACCCUCUGAACUAUCCACCAAUCGUGUAUCUGAGAGACUAAGAAGAUGAAAAACAUUCCUUCAUGAUGAAUUAUCAUAAUACCUGUAAAAAGAAAAAAAGAAAUCUCGUAAUACCAUGGCUAAAAGAA